CUUCCGGCGGUCUUGGCAUACAAAAAAAAAUAGAAAAAGGCCAGGGUCGUGGGGCGCAUGAGUGAAUGCAGCACGUCGAAGUUUUACCUAGGCGUAUCCCUCUACUCUACUCACUUUUCUUGAUCUAAAGGUCCAGUUGGUUUCAAAAAGAUGCGUUUUGUUGUUGAGGGUUGCGCUCAUGGUGAGCUGGAUCAGAUUUUCGAUACUAUCGUAGAACUCGAGCGCCAUUCUGGGGAACCGAUCGAUGCCCUUUUAUGUUGUGGCGAUUUCCAGAGCGUGCGAAAUGCCGAAGACUUGUCGAACCUGGCAUGUCCUCAGAAAUAUAGGAGGAUGGCGGACUUCGAGAAAUACUGGCGCGGGGAGAAGAAAGCGCCAGUUUUGACGAUAUUCGUACUGCCGCAGUUUUAAUGACAUUAUUCUGGCUUAUAGAAAUCGUCACAGUGCCUCCUACGAUUCAGUUUUUUUCUGCAGAUCCCUGAAAAAACAUGCUCUCCGGUGCUUGACGCGCAGGGCUGAAGCGGAAGCUCCUCUAAAUCUCAGUCUAAAUGAAAUUGGUUUUAUUUAGAUUUGUAGUUCUUCCUACAUACACGGAAAGUAUUCGGUCUCUUUUCAUCAAAACGUUGAUUUGCACUACUACUUGGCACACCAUCAACAUGAAACAAAAUUCACAUCAGGUUGGCGGAAAUCACGAAGCGUCAAAUUUCUUAUUAGACCUGUAUUAUGGUGGUUGGGUGUGCGAGAACAUUUACUAUCUCGGGAUUGCCGGUUGUAUCGAUUUAGUGGCUGAGAGAGGACCAGGACCUGACUUUAUCGACAGCACGGGCGCAAGACUAGGCAAGCGAGAGGUGGUUCGGCUGGCUGGCAUGUCAGGGAUUUACAACCAUAGGAAUUCUCUGAUAGGGAUGUACGAACGCAUGGCCGUCACGCGAGACAUCGAUACGGGAGAGGCGAAAGUGCGACUAACAGAAGAUAGCAUGCGUUCCGCAUACCACGUGAGGCAAUUUGAGUGCGACAAGAUGGCCAUGCUGGGUGAGAUCCUAAGAGAGGAGCCUGGAGAACCAGUAGCGGGAUCUUCAGAACAAAAGGCGGCAGGAGUUUUCGAACAGCACCAACCAGCCACCUCGUCUAGACCAAGCAAGGGACGAAGAAGGAAGGGAGUUGACGUAUUUCUGUCUCAUGACUGGCCACGAGGCAUCUGGGAAGGCGGUGACCUUGAGGGUUUGCUGCGGCGGAAAGAUCGUACAGGGGUCAUGCGCAGAGACAUCGGCUCAGGAGUCUUUGCGAAUCCGCUGACUCGACCAGUGCUGGACGCAGUUCAGCCAAGGUUUUGGUUUGCGGCGCAUCACCAUGUCAAAUUUGCGUCGUUGAUGAAGCACGAGAGUGGCGGAAUCACUCGCUUCUUGUCGUUAGACAAGUGUUUGCCUGGACGAGAAUUUCUUCAGGUGUUGGAGAUUUGUAAUGAGGAUGACCAUGAUGAAGAUGAGGGUAACGAGGAAGCUGAUUCUCAUGCUAUGAAGGUGGAGCAACAAAACGACCAUGCGGAUUUUAACGGAAACUACGAACCUCGACCUCCAGCUGCAGCUGAAAAUUAUAUGGAAGAUGGAGGCACGACAUCAACAAAUCAUUUGGAAUCAGUAGUAGUUUCGCGACGACCCGACUUCGCUCGGUCAGCAACAGCUAAAUCCUCAGCGCCGCCUCCCGGAGUCUUUUACGGGAGCACUGACCCUCGUGUGUGUGAGCCAGUGGGGGACGAGAAAGCUUUUUUGGCGAGAAAACGAGCACAAGGCAGAAUAAUUUUGCGGCAUGUUCCUGAGUGGCUCGCAGUGCAGCGUGAGAACUUCGCGAAAACAGAUCGGGAUCCGCGUGCUAAGCCAGCCCCCACACUAGACAGACCAACAAGGGAUGACAUCGCGGCGUUUCACAAGAGAGUACGAGAACCGAGACAACAUCAACAUACUAGUACUAGCAUGAUGAAAAAUACUACGUCUACUAAUCGUGCGGCAACAACUUCGUUGAGCACAAGUUCCUCUUCAGCAUCAUCCUCGGCUUCAGUUACAACCAUGAAAGGCGCGAUCCUUUUCGAUGCUGCUAAUGCGCAAAACCUCAACUACGGCAACAUUCAGCGGCAAGAGGUUAGUAGGCUGUUGGGAGUCUCGGACAUCUGGAACCCCUUAGUAGCGCCAAAAAAACUAUCCUUAGGCGAUGAAGUACUAGAGGGGCACGUAGAGGAGAACGGGAAGAACGAGCGACUAGCAAGAGAUGAGGGAGACGAGGUUACAAAUGAACCAGAUCGGAGGGCGGGUAGAGAAGUGAGAGAAGAAGACGACGACGAAACUUCUAGUGGCGUUCUACUAAGUACCAGACGAGAUAAGCGUCACUUGCUUGCUGACAACCACGAGGUCGAGGCUCCUUUCCAGAAUAUCGAGAAGAAUGGCAAGAAAUUUACCCAUGAAGAUGAAGGAGAAAUCGAAUUGGACGACCUCGAAGAUGAGGACGAUGUAGAGCCUGAAGCAGACCUUGUAGACGCAGAUGAGGAGAAAGACCCAGGCGAGCCUGUUGCCAAACACGCAAAGAUCGUAGUCUAGGGUCAUCUUCUGCUUCAGUGCAACAAGACGUGUAAAGUUGUAACCCAAAUAUUUAUAAUUAGUACAUCUCUUCCUCUUCCAUCAACAUUUAGAACGAUCUCAACAGUGCUCGCUGUCUGUUGAUGACUGAUGGAUUGAUUUGUCACUAUCGCAUGCGCGAUUUUUUGUGCUUCGAGGUCAACUCAUCUGGUGUCAGGAUGGACUUAAGAUGAAGCCAAAAGCGCUUAGAAAAGUGAAAUCAAUAAAGCUCUAGCACAAGUAGCCUGACGCCCAAAC
Messenger RNA from Amoebophrya sp. A25, 2861 nucleotides. Lineage: Eukaryota; Dinophyceae; Syndiniales; Amoebophryaceae. The record is from the annotation of a GenBank genome assembly.